Cuscuta europaea is the source of this 1856-nucleotide messenger RNA. NCBI's taxonomy places the organism in Eukaryota, Viridiplantae, Streptophyta, Magnoliopsida, Solanales, Convolvulaceae. The record is from the annotation of a GenBank genome assembly.
UGAAAUCAAUAGAAGCUGGCUUCGCUGCAGCCUAUCUACCUAGCUGCUGCUGCUGCUUCUGAUCGAUCGAUUAUAACAUUCAUUUUUGCAGGGCAGAUCUCUCUUUUCUUUCUUUGUGAUUUAUUUAUGAUCAGAUCAGAUCUGUUCAAAAGCUAAUCCAUAAAAAAAAAGCUAAUUCAUUGAGCAGCGUCAAGAAAUUAAACAGAGAAGACCGGUCACAUCAUCAAGAAGAGAAGAGAUGACGGGAGUUAGUGCAGGCCGCCACCGCUGUGACACCAAUGGGAGGGGAAGAGGUGGCAGUCCGCCUCCGGAGAAGAGGCCGCUGCCGGCGGCGGCAUUGAUCACCCCCCGACCCCUUGUGCAAAAGGUUCAAAUUGUGUAUUACCUCUCCAGAAACGGCCUCCUCGACCACCCUCACUUCAUGGAAGUCGCUCUUCUUCCCACUCGCCACCUUCGCUUGAAAGAUGUAAUGGACCGGCUUACAGUCUUAAGAGGCAAGGGCAUGCUUUCACUCUACUCCUGGUCGUGCAAAAGGAGCUACAAGAAUGGGUAUGUGUGGAACGACUUAGCUGAGAACGACGUUAUCUACCCAUGUGAAGGUGCAGAGUACAUACUCAAAGGCUCUGAACUUUUUCACCCUUCCUCCGAAAAAUCACAAGUCAACAAUGCCCCACCGUUUGACCUUGUUACAAGUGCCCACCCAGUCAAACAAGCAGACUUUUCGCCUAAACGCAGGCCGCCGGCUUCUAAACGACAUCCCGAGCCGGAAGAGGUGGUUCACAAACACAGUGAACAAGAGGAAGACGAUUACCAAGAGAAAAUCAGUAUAACUUCUACGUGCUCUAAGGCUCACAUUGAUAAGAGCGGUGUUUCAGACCGGUUUGAGUUGGCCCGGGGUGACUCGUCUCCUCCCUCCACCGCUUCUUCUCUGUCCGAGAAGUGCAACGACGGGAGCAACACCACGUCCCAGAGGUACGAAGACGGCGAUCCGGUGGUGGCAGACUCGUUACUCAGCCGGAACUCUGUUCUCUUCCAACUCAUCUCUUGCGGUGGCUCCGCUUCUUUCAGAGCGAAGAGUUUGACACCCUUUGCGAAGCAGUCACCGGCCAUCUCGGCGGCUGCGGUGGGGAGGAAGAGCUGCAGCGGCGGUGCUCUUAAGAAAGAGGCGCUGAUUCGUGCGGCGGCUGCAAACUCCAUCGACGAUGAGGAAGAAAUUAUCAUCAAAUACAUGUCGGAGAACCCGAGGUUCGGGAACAUGCAGUCCCAGGAAAAGGAGUACUUCAGUGGGAGUAUCUUGGACUCCAUUGCGGCGGAGGAGAAAUCUCAGAUCCCUCCCAGUCUCCAGAAAUCUAAUUCCUAUAAUGAAGAAAGGAAGUGCAGGGCAGGGCUAGAAGAAGUAGGUGCGGAGACGGAGGUAAAGCAAAAGGCUGGGAAGGCUGGGAAUUGUAUUCCCAUAAAAAAGUCUUCAUCUAAACAAUCCUCCAAAAAGUGACCAUGUUUUGUCAGACAUGCCCGCCCUUGGGUCUAUGAUGAUGCGACCGAACACGGAAUUUGGCUGUAAUCCUUUGUCUUCUUCAAUAGCUUUCUACUACGGAGUUUAGGGUCAUUAGCUACUGACCACCUGCCACGCAUCAAACUAACUUCCUUUUCCUUUAUUCAUGCUGCAACUCUAAAUUUUCUUAACAAAAGAAAACGUUAGGGUUUCUGAAAUUAGUAGAAGAGUUUAAUUCAGGGACGUAAAUUAGUCUUAAAUCACAUUUUACUUGUUAGUGUCAGCGCCGAUCUAGACAUUGUUGUGCCUUAAUGAAAUGAGCAAUUCUUCUUGAUUAUACACCUUUUUACCGUAUACACAUUUC